UGCAGCACAACAGACACACACUCACACACACACACACACACACUCCCUGCUGCCAUCUCACACACACUCUCUAUAUUGUAUGCCUCUCUGCACUAACUCUGGCUUCUCACUCUGAUUCACACUCCAUCUCACACAGGGGGACUGGUCUUGAUCGCAUUGUCGUCCUGACUUUGGACAGCUGUGCACGACUGUGGCUUUGGACAGCUCUGAUUGACUGUGCUGAAGAUGUCAUGGCGACCGGUGUACAGGAGCUCUAAGUUCCGGAAUGUGUAUGGCAAGCCAGGAGGCAGAGAGCAGUGCUUUGAUGGGAUCCCCAUCACCAGGAACGUCCAGGACAGCCAUUUCUGCACCGUCAACGCCAAGUUCCUGGCCGUCGUGACCGAGAGUGCAGGGGGAGGAGCCUUCAUUGUCAUUCCGAUCACUAAGACCGGGCGGAUAGACCCAAACUACCCCAAAGUGUGUGGGCAUCAGGGCAAUGUUUUGGACAUCAAAUGGAAUCCUUUCAUGGACAACGUCAUCGCCUCGUGCUCAGAGGACUGCUCCGUGCGGAUCUGGGAGAUUCCGGAAGGCGGCCUGAGACGGAACAUGACGGAAUGUGUUCUGGAGCUUUACGGACACAGCCGUAAAGUGGGGCUCAUAGAGUGGCACCCCACCUGCGCAGGGCUGCUCUUCAGCGCUGGAUACGACUUCAAGAUCCUGGUAUGGAAUCUGGAAACAGGCGGAGCCGUGAAGGUGAUUGACUGCCACUCUGACGUCAUCCUCUGCAUGACCUUUAACACAGACGGGAGUCUGCUGGCGACCAGCAGCAAGGACAGGCGCCUGCGCUUGAUUGAUCCUCGCUCUGGAGAUGUUCUUCAGGAGGCUAACUGCAAGAGCCACAGAGUAAACAGGGUGGUGUUUCUAGGCAACAUCAAAAUGUUGGCAACAACAGGCGUCUCCCGAUGGAACAGCAGACAGAUUGCACUGUGGGACCAGGAGGACCUGUCCAGGCCAAUUAUGGAGGAGGAGAUUGACGGCCUGUCUGGCUUACUCUUCCCCUUCUAUGACCCGGAUACGCACAUGCUCUACCUGGCUGGCAAGGGAGAUGGAAACAUCAGGUACUAUGAGAUAAGCCCGGAGAAGCCAUACCUGCAGUUCCUCAUGGAGUUCCGGUCGCCUGCUCCACAGAAAGGCCUUGGAGUGAUGCCUAAACAAGGACUAGAUGUCGGAGCCUGUGAAGUGUUCCGCUUCUACAAACUGGUGACACUGAAGGGGCUGGUGGAGCCGAUCUCCAUGAUCGUACCACGCAGGUCAGAGACGUACCAGGAGGACCUGUACCCCAUGACCGCAGGACCGGAGCCCGCGCUCUCUCCAAACGAGUGGCUCAGAGGAAUCAACCGAGGGCCAGUUCUGAUUUCACUGAGGGCGAGCUACAAGCAUCCAGGCCAGAUGGUCAUCAGGGCCUCCAAGCGGGAGAGAAGGACGGUGGGUGUGCGCAGCAUCGACCUGCUGGAGAACGUCCCGCCAAAGACACAGAGCGAGCUGCUGAGGACGUUCUUCAGACAGGAGGAUGAAAUCAAGCAGCUCAGAGAGGAUCUGGCGCUCAAGGACCAGAGGAUCCGACAACUGGAGCUGGAGCUGAACAACCUAAAGAACAACUCUAGCACGUGACCCCUCACCCCUGCCCUCUGACCCUAACCCUCGCAGGACCCCCGACGCUCAUUAAGCACUUCACCACAGUCGUCGUCACUGUCAAACCUAACAAGUUACCCCCCCUCAACGUGCUGCCCAAAACCUAACGAGCUACCCCCCCCCCCCCCCAACAUGCUGCCCAAAACAAAGCUGAUGAGUUAGUCUCCCUCAAACCUAAUGAGCGUCUCUCCCACCACAGCUCAGCAGCCUUGCGUCCGUCCAAAUGACCUUGCGUCCGUCCACAUGACUGGCCCCUGCCGAGCUGCUGUGGCUGUCCAGGCGCCUGGUGGAGGUCGUCUCUGUGGCCGAGUGCUUGUGAGAGGACAUGUGGAGAUUACUCUAGCAUGGUGUAAUGCUGUUCUACAUCCCAUACUAGGCCCAAAUCUGCUGUGGUUGCUGUUGUAAGAUAAGGAAAUGGAUCUUAUUUGGAUCAUAGGGCGAUAUCUGCCCCAUGGAUUUGAUCUUCAGGCAUGGGUCCUAAUGCCCCGUAGAUUCUGUAGUCACUCACUCAUUACAAUUUGAAUUUUAAAUAUUUUCCAGUAGCUUUAAAUAUUCACAUUUCUAUAUCUUAGAACAUACCAAUGAACCAUGCAUACCUAUAACCUAUCCUCACAUCAGUCAUCUGCGGAAAAGCAGUCAACUGCGGACAAACUCUUCAGUGUCUGAGCAUGAUGGGAUGGCUGUCUCUACAUAUAUUUACAGUAAAUACCUCAGUUCUGUUCAAAACGAUCCAUAUGUUUAUGUCUCGUCAUCGAAAUUACAGUAUAUAUUGAUUGCGUUCAACAUGUUAUUUGCUAUUAUUUAUCCAAAACUGUCAAACACAUCAAUAGAUCUGAUCCACAUGCAAUUUAUAUGCUAAUGUUUGAAACUGGUUGAAGUUUUGUUGCCGUCAGCAACAGCUGAUCUGGUUCCAUUGUACACUCUCCUGCGAUGACCACCCUAAUUGGACACCUCUGCCCUCCAUGGUCAUCUCUACUUGUCCCGUUGACUGAAGGGGAAGCCUCCUCUCAAGCAGACAGGACGCAUCACACCAGCGUUGCCCUGGGAUACCCGCUGUGGCACCCCAGAGAGAGGAGGGCGACCGAGGACAAAUCCACUGAUCUGAAUGUGGAGUCUUAAUAAAAACAGCAGAAAUGAACUGCA
Messenger RNA from Clupea harengus (Atlantic herring), 2814 nucleotides. RefSeq names its product coronin-2B-like. Gene Ontology annotation, molecular function: actin filament binding. Lineage: Eukaryota; Metazoa; Chordata; Actinopteri; Clupeiformes; Clupeidae. The record is from RefSeq and is a predicted model, not a curated record.